Molecule: messenger RNA, 1047 nt
Organism: Ylistrum balloti
Lineage: Eukaryota; Metazoa; Mollusca; Bivalvia; Pectinida; Pectinidae
Product: LIM homeobox transcription factor 1-alpha-like
Exons: 8
Coding region: 1-1047 (348 amino acids)
Biological process (GO): regulation of transcription by RNA polymerase II; neuron differentiation
Cellular component (GO): nucleus
Molecular function (GO): DNA-binding transcription factor activity, RNA polymerase II-specific; RNA polymerase II transcription regulatory region sequence-specific DNA binding
Source: RefSeq, a predicted model, not a curated record
AUGCCGACAGUUCAUAAAGAGAUGUGUGCUGGAUGUCAGAGAGCGAUCGAAGACCGAUUCCUCCUGAAAAUCAUGGACAAUUCAUGGCACGAACAUUGUGUUUUAUGCUCCAUUUGCCAAAUGCCUUUAACCGGAAGUUGUUUCGCACGGAAUCGGAAGUUCUAUUGCAAAUUAGAUUAUGAAAAAUUGUUUCGGGUGAUGUGCAAUGGAUGUGGAAUGUUUGUGUCGCCCAGUGAACUGGUGAUGCGAGCCCAGGGAUAUGUUUACCACCUUCAGUGUUUCAUGUGUAUCGAGUGUGGUCAGCAGCUUCAGAAGGGUGACCAGUUCGUCAUCAGGGAUGGUCAACUCUUUUGCAGACUUGACUAUGAAAAGGAAUUCCACAUGCUGCCUCUUAGUCCGAAAAGUGACGACAGCGAGAGUUACGAGGACGGAGAAAGUGACGGAGGAAAACAUCCGAAGCGACCUAGAACUAUACUCACAACUAGCCAGAGGCGGAAGUUCAAGGCAGCCUUCGAACUCAAUCCAAAACCAUGUCGAAAGGUGCGUGAACAACUGGCGGCGGAGACGGGACUGAGUGUACGGGUCGUACAGGUGUGGUUUCAGAACCAGAGAGCUAAGGUGAAAAAGUUAGCUCGGAGACAGAGUCAGGACGGCAAUGGAAAUAAGAAUGGAAACGCUAAUAAAAACAAACACAAUGAGAACAAAAAAGACAUCAAAUCUGACUCCAAGUCCGACUCGAAGGACGAAGACACUGAUCAAGAUUGUCUUACUAGACUUGGAGACGACGAAUCAAUUGGGUCGCUGAUAUCAGAAAACCGUCACCAUGGAAAUGCAGAACAAAUAUCGCCACUUCCUGCCAGCGAAUACCAAGCAUCCCCAUACGACGAUCUCGACCUUCCUGGAGGAGCGCGUCAUUCUAUGGAGGAGUGCUUGGAUCAUAUGUUUAACGGCGAAACAUCGGGACACUCGGCUAUAGACUCAAGUGGGGUACCAAAUCCCAUUGACAAACUGUACUCCAUGCAGAAUUCGUACUUUAGUGUAGAGUGA